Magnolia sinica is the source of this 1328-nucleotide messenger RNA. Its product is annotated as heptahelical transmembrane protein ADIPOR1. NCBI's taxonomy places the organism in Eukaryota, Viridiplantae, Streptophyta, Magnoliopsida, Magnoliales, Magnoliaceae. Gene Ontology annotation, molecular function: signaling receptor activity. The transcript is spliced from 4 exons. Gene Ontology annotation, cellular component: membrane. The record is from RefSeq and is a predicted model, not a curated record. Bases 151 to 1236 code for a protein of 361 amino acids. Gene Ontology annotation, biological process: response to hormone.
UGGCCGAUUCAACUUUAAAUGAAAUACAAAUCCCAUCCGUCCAUACCCUCUCAACUCCAAAAGAGAGACACCCAAGUCGUCGUUUUCUUCCACCCUUCGUAAUCUCGUGUCAAAAGUUUCGAGGAACCGUCCGAUCGCGGUACAUGGGCCAUGAAUUCUAACCAAGGGUGCGUAUCAAAGCGAAAGAAGAGAGGGAUGGAGAGUGGUGUAUUAACAAAGGGAGAAGAAGAAGAGAAGAUAGAGAAGCAAAAGAAGAAAAAGAUGAAAUGCGAUCUGGUCUCGUAUAUGGAGCUGCCGGAUUAUAUGAAAGAUAACGAGUAUAUAUUGAAUUAUUAUAGAGUGAAUUGGCCUUUGAAGGAGGCCUUCUUUAGCGUUUUCCGCUGGCAUAAUGAGACUCUUAAUAUAUGGACGCAUUUGAUUGGGUUUUUUGUGUUCUUGGGAUUGACGAUAGCGAAUUUGGAGAAUGUGCCAAAGGUGUCGGAUCUGAUUAGCAAUUUCACCAGGUCAUUACCAAUAUCAGCAAGGGCAAAUACAUCUGAAAAUAAUAACAGUUUCUUUUGGGACUCAUCAACACUCACUGACCUGGAGAAAACAACAGCCGAAAUUUCAACGGUGGCACAACAGGCGUCCCGGUGGCCGUUCUUCGUCUUCCUUGGUGGGUCCAUGUUCUGCCUCCUCUCCAGCAGCUUAUGCCACCUUCUCGGUUGCCGGUCCCACCGUUUCAACCUCCUUUUAUUGCGUAUUGAUUACGCCGGAAUAGCCAUCAUGAUCGUCGCCUCCUUCUUCCCACCAAUCUACUACAUUUUCCAAUGUGACCCACAUUGGCAAUUCAUCUACCUCGCCCUUAUCACCACCAUGGGCAUUUUGACAGUCCUCACCUUACUCUCCCCAACACACUCCACAGGCGCAUUCCGUGCAUUCCGCGCAUGCCUCUUCUUGGCAAUGGGGUUCUCCGGCAUCAUCCCAGCCCUCCAUGCUGUCUCUGUGAAUUGGAGCGAGCCACGGUGUGCCAUAACACUUGCAUACGAAUUAGCCAUGGCACUAUCAUAUGUAACAGGGACGUUGUUCUACGUUAGUCGGAUACCUGAGAAGUGGAAACCAGGUAUGUUCGAUCUAGCAGGCCAUAGUCACCAGAUAUUUCAUGUUUUUGUGAUUUUGGGCGCGUUAGCGCAUUACGGUGCAGCUCUCAUCUUCAUUGAAUGGCGGGACCAUGUUGGGUGUGACAAGCUUGUUUGAUGUUGGAUUCAUUUAUGCUGUAUAUCGGCCGAUAUGUAGCAUGUCGAAAGGCCACUGUAAUAGAUAUUGGUAUGCUACAACACCUUUUUUUU